UAUAUAAAGAAUAUCUUCCUAAACACUAUGCUCCCGCGUGAGUAAGCAACGAACCGAAUAAAGAUUCAAUCCCCAUAUAGCAAGGUAUCGCCCGGUAUUUACCCUAAAACAAGAUGUAAGAAAAAAAGAAAAGAGAAGCCCAAGUCCUCAAUUAAGUUCAGGAUUAGCCGGGAAAUUGAAUUGCCGGCAACUUCCUCGACAGGAUUAGGAAAAGAUCCAAGAAAAAAUGGGGAUCAGAACUCUUCUAUCUCGAACUUUCCGGCGAGUUCUCCUUCUCUUUCUCCUUUUCCCGGUGAUUUUCCCUGUCUCUGGCUUAGGCUUCGCUGGAAUCCGCCAAUUCCAAACCCUUGUUUCUCUUUCGAGCUCCCUCAUGACCAGAGUGGCCAACGCUAGGGCUUCGAGGGGGGACAUCGACGGCUCUGCUAGAGCGAGGAGGAUGGCCGAGAUGCUAAACGGACGGAUGGGAUUCUCCGGAGGCGUUUGGUCGAUGGCCUGGGAUUACGCGCAGAACUACGCGUGGAGAGGAGGCGAUUUUCGACCGUCCGAUCUCUUCGAGGCGGCGAAGGAGAUGGAGGAGAUCACCAGGGCUUUCUCGCAGGUUUCGGGGACGGGUACCCAAUUGGAUAAGCCAGUUUGGGUUUCCAGAAAUUAUGAGAGGAUUUUAGGUGCUUUUAAAUCCUUCUUUAAAAGGCUCCUCCUCCGCUUCACUAGAGCGGGGCCUUUGAGGGAAGCGAUACUGGUUUUGCAAAGAGAGGUGGCGGAGGGAGAUUUGUUAAGGGAUUGUAUGGAAGUGAGUAUGCAAGAUUUGAAUGCAGUGGUUAAAUUGGGAAGAGAGAUGAUGCUUCAUUACUUCUCUCACUCUCCAAAUCACUCCGAUCUUUGACAGUAAUGCUCUUUGAAUGGUAACGUACGACUUAUCAUUAAUUCAUAUGUAAACUACAAGAUGUUCAAGCAAAGACACAAUAUUACAAAAAUGAAAUAACCAAUAGAAAGAGAAUAAGGACUCCUCCUUUGGCAAGAC
Amborella trichopoda is the source of this 1021-nucleotide messenger RNA. RefSeq names its product adenine phosphoribosyltransferase. The record is from RefSeq and is a predicted model, not a curated record. Lineage: Eukaryota; Viridiplantae; Streptophyta; Magnoliopsida; Amborellales; Amborellaceae.